UUUCGAUGCAUCUCAAUAUGCUAAGAAGCCAAUGAUUCAAGAAAUGCUUAAUUAUUCUCCAAAAUGCCAGAGAAAAUUAAAAACAAAUGCUGUUCCUACAAAACCAAUUGUAAGCUAUAAUAUUUUACCUCAGUUUAUAGUACAGAAUCAAAAGGUUAGUCCCAAAAACAAGAGUCCGUGGAAUGUACAAGAGGUUUAUCCUGGAGAUCUUUCAAAUUAUAAUGGUCAACAAAUUAUUAUUACAAGUCCGGGAUUUUCUGUUUCUGAUAUUAAUCCAGGGAAUGUAGAAGAGGUUUCUGAUAUUCAAAAUAAUUUAGUAUUAAACUUAAAUGAAGGUGCAAAAUCUAGCAACCAACAAAGUUAUGGAAGACCGGAUAAUGUUAUUGAGACUGAGCUUAAAGAAUCAGACAUAAAUAUCAAAAAUAAUACAUGUAAAAGAUCACUGUUCAAUGAACAUUUUAACGAUUUUAUACCUUUACCAAAAAGCCCAGAAAAAGAAUUCACUGAACAAAGUGACAGUUUCAAGUAUAAAAAUUAAAUCCAUAGUUUUUACUUUUUAGCAUUGGUAAAUGUACUAGAUUUUAUUACAGAAAUGUGUUGUUGAGUUAUCAUAAUGGUAAGUACGAACUACGAAGUGUAAAAGUGUUUGACGUUUGUCAUUAUCAUUAAUAGUGUUUACAUCUGUUAUAAUCUUAUCAUCAU
Myzus persicae (green peach aphid) is the source of this 702-nucleotide messenger RNA. RefSeq lists its product as uncharacterized. Lineage: Eukaryota; Metazoa; Arthropoda; Insecta; Hemiptera; Aphididae. Bases 32 to 538 code for a protein of 168 amino acids. The transcript has 3 exons. The record is from RefSeq and is a predicted model, not a curated record.